Messenger RNA from Hyaloperonospora brassicae, 810 nucleotides. The record is from the annotation of a GenBank genome assembly. NCBI's taxonomy places the organism in Eukaryota, Oomycota, Peronosporomycetes, Peronosporales, Peronosporaceae.
AUGACGACCGCAGAUCGAGCCGAGGAGCUCAAGCUGCAGGGCAACAAGUACUUUAACAAGGGCAAAUUUUGCGCUGCCAUUGACAUGUACACAGAAGCCAUUGUUCUGGCUCCAAAACGCUCCACUUAUUACUCCAAUCGUGCCUUGUGCCACUGUAAGCUUGAGAAGUGGGGCGACUGCCGAGACGACUGCCACGCGGCGCUUCAGUUGGAUGCUAUGAAUGCCAAAGCGAGUUCCAUGCUAGGCACAAGUCACAUGCACCUGCUGGCCUUUGACAUGGCCGUGGAUGCGCUGCAAAAGGCACUCAGUAGUGCGAAAAAGGUUGAGAAAUAUGGCAAUUUUCAGGAUGAUAUUGCUGCAGAGUUAAAGCGAGUCAAGAAGCGCCAGUGGUAUCACGAGCAGGAGCAGCGGAUCGCCCGCCACGCCAAGAGCAUGAGCCAAUUGCGUCGACUUUUUCAGAACCAGUCGAUCGAACAUGUGCGAGAAGUAGAAACAAAGAUUGAUGGGGCAGACGCGUUGAUGGCUUACGUGGAGCACAUGGCAGAGACAUUCGAGAAAGACAUGCACCCGGGCGGCGUGCCCGACUAUUUCAUGUGUCCUAUCAGUAUGGAAGUCAUGUGCGAUCCUGUGACAACGCCUAAUGGCGUCUCAUACGAACGACGCUGUUUAGAAAAACAUUUGCGCUCGAAUGGAGCAGUCGAUCCGUUGACACGCGAGCAACUGACACUUGAUAUGAUUCGGCCGAACACGUCGUUACGUGGAGCAAUUCAAGAUUACCUUGACAAGAAUGCGUGGGCGUACGAGUUUUAG